GCCUCCUUUCCCUGCUCCGGGUCCCCCGUCGUCUCAUCCCCGUCCCGUCCAGUGCCCAACGAUCCCGCCCCCUUCCCCCCCACUCUCGGAGGGAGUAGGAGUCGGAGGCCGGGGGUGGGCGGUGUGCCGCGUCGGGUCCUGAGGUGGUGGUGACAGAGCGCUUCGCGGGGCUCUUUCCCUCCGCGCCCCCCCCCCCCCCCAUAUUCCGGUCCCGGCCCCCGCCCUCUCCCUCCCGGUGCCCCUCGGCCAGGAUGAACCGGAGCAGCAGCAGCACCCCUACCACCGCCGCCGCCGACUACCUGCUCUGCACCAACUGCCGGAAAGUGCUGCGGAAGGAAAAAAGAAUCAGAGUAUCUCAGCCUUCGACAAGAGGACCAAGUGCCUUUAUACCAGAGAAGGAGGUUGUCCAAGCAAAUACAGUAGAUGAACGUACUAACCUCCUUGUGGAAGAAUACUCUACAUCUGGGCGCCUGGACAACAUUACUCAGGUCAUGAGUUUACAUGCUCAGUACCUAGAGUCUUUUUUGCGCAGCCAGUUUUAUAUGCUGCGGAUGGAUGGUCCCCUUCCUUUACCAUACCGACACUAUAUUGCUAUAAUGGCUGCAGCUAGACACCAGUGUUCUUACCUAAUAAACAUGCAUGUGGAUGAGUUUCUGAAGACUGGAGGUAUUGCAGAGUGGUUGAAUGGUUUGGAAUAUGUCCCACAAAGACUGAAAAAUCUCAAUGAAAUAAAUAAGCUACUAGCACAUCGACCCUGGCUGAUCACAAAAGACCACAUUCAGAAACUCGUCAAAACUGGAGAGAAUAAUUGGUCUUUGCCUGAACUGGUACAUGCUGUGGUCCUGCUGGCACAUUAUCAUGCCUUGGCUAGCUUUGUUUUUGGUAGUGGCAUUAAUCCGGAGAGAGAUCCAGAUACUUCCAAUGGAUUCAGACUAAUAUCAGUCAACAACUUCUGUGUCUGUGAUCUUGCCAAUGACAACAACAUAGAAAAUGCAUCCCUUAGCAGCAACUUUGGGAUUGUGGAUUCUCUGAGUGAGCUAGAGGCCCUAAUGGAAAGAAUGAAGAGGCUUCAAGAAGAGAGGGAAGAUGAGGAAGCCUCCCAAGAAGAAAUGACUACUCGUUUUGAGAAGGAGAAGAAAGAGAGUCUUUUUGUUGUUUCUAGAGCCUUUGAUGACGAUAUAGUUUCAACAUCUGAUGUCUCCAGAUAUAUUGAAGACCCUGGUUUUGGGUACAAAGACUUUGCUAGACGAGGAGAAGAGCAUUUGCCAACAUUCCGAGCUCAGGACUAUACCUGGGAAAAUCAUGGGUUCUCCCUGGUUAACAGGCUUUACUCUGAUAUUGGUCAUCUUCUUGAUGAAAAGUUCAGGAUGGUCUAUAAUCUCACCUACAACACUAUGGCCACUCAUGAGGAUGUGGACACGACCAUGCUGCGACGAGCUUUAUUUAACUAUGUUCAUUGUAUGUUUGGAAUCAGGUAUGAUGAUUAUGAUUAUGGAGAAGUUAAUCAGUUACUUGAACGAAGCCUGAAGGUUUACAUUAAGACAGUGACUUGCUAUCCUGAGAGGACCACCAAGCGCAUGUAUGAUAGUUAUUGGCGUCAGUUCAAACACUCAGAAAAGGUUCAUGUAAAUCUGCUCUUAAUGGAAGCCCGCAUGCAAGCCGAACUUCUGUAUGCUCUUCGCGCUAUAACUCGUCACUUGACCUGAGUCAUCAUUGCAGAGAAGCGCCACGUCACAGAUGUGUGAAAGACCUUUUCACAGAAGAUACGCACCAGAAGCUGCUUGUGAUGUAGCAUCAAAAAAUGAUUCAAUUCUCUAGUGUCCAAGUUUAGCCGUGUUUUUUGUUUUGCGGCUGUCAUGUGCAAUGAUGUGUUUUAUUUUUCUUGAUGCUUAACAUUACUAAUGAUAGCAAACAUAACACUGAGGAGCACUACUUUACAUCAUUUCUAGUUGAAUUUUUUUUUGAUAAUGGUUACAAAUCAUGAACCUGCUUUGUUAAAGCUUAACUUCAGUGCUUUGAGGUGUGUGUGUGUGUUGUGUUUUUGUUUGUUUUCUUCAAGUAUAGGAGAAGCGCUUAUGUUCUGUUGAAGCCAUCAUUGUUCAGGUUAUUGGAAUGAAUCCAGCUAGGAAUGUCCCCAUCUGGCCAUUCUCAGAUCCUAAUGCUGUGUCCUAAGGCUGGCAGAGGAAAAGCAUGCGCUGGGGAGCCGAGCUGCUGCUCGCUGGGUGCUUCUUUGUCUCCAGGAGAUUAUUUGUCAGGCACUGGUUUUUCUACAGCUAUUGGUGAUAUCGUGAAAUGUGAUGCAACCAUUGUCCACAGUUUAAUGUGAAAUUAAUCAUGAUGAAUUCUCUAGCAUGCUACUGAAAUGCCAAAUUCAGCCAUUUUCCUUUCCUUUGUGCAACAGAAGUUUUAGUUCUCCAUUUCAGAUGUACAUAUUAAAGUGGAAUUAUGCACAAUCCUUUCUAUCACUGACAGUGACCCUCAGUCUUCUGAAGGCAAGAGUGCUUGCUUACAGUGCUGCUUACCGUGCACUUAGUGGGCACCUGGACACUUUCAUACACACAAGACUGACCAAAAAGUUUUUCUUUGCACAUUUUUCCUUUCUCAUACUGCUUUUCUCUAUUGUGAAAAGCAAAGGAAGGCUAAUAUAUUUUUCCUGUUAGGUCUUUAGGAGUUAUUUCCCAUAAUUUUCAUUCAUUUAAUAAGUUGAACAGUUUAUUCAAAGGUAAAAAUUGUGUUUCUAUGCAUUAAUGUGAGUGAACAAAAAAAGAGUGCAAUAUGUUUUUUUCUAAUUAAAACCACCAACUUUCCCCCUAUUAUGUCACUGCAAAAGUGUCCUUCUAAGUAUAGCCAUAAAGAAAUUCUGAGUCAAAUUUCUUUAUUGCACAAGGCUUAACUUUUCUGUUUUACCUUACUGGAGUUGAACAAUCUGCUCUUUAAAUGCCAAAGCAUCCCCUUCCCCAGAAAAAGCUCUUUAGACAACGGAGAAUAUCCAAGUGGGGGGAAGUUAGCUGCCAAAAAAGUCAUCUUUUAGCAUUUGGGUUUUUUUCUUUGCUUGACUAGACUAUCUUCAGAGAGCACAAAAUUUCUGUGUUUAUAGCUUUACUUUGUGUUGUGUUGAUGAACCAGUGAAGUGCCUAAAGAGAUGCUUACACCUAUCCAGUAGGACACAACCACACUGCUUAAGUGUUUUUAGGUUAAAGGUGACUUGAUUUUUUUUUACACAUACAAGCGUUCUAAAAGAAUUUUCAGUUUUUCAUGGAAAGUAUACGAAAACCCAGAUUAGACAUGGAGAUUUCAUUUGAGACUUUCAUUUUGGUCAUCUUUAAGUAGGACUAAUUUUUUUUUCCAUGCAGUACUCAUGGAUCCGUAAGUUACUAAAACCCAUAUUCCCCCUUUCAUUUCAUCAUCCCUUUGCUGUGACAAGACAUUAGACUGUUUUGUUUUGUUUUUUAGUUCCAGAUAAGAAAAUGAAAAAAAUGAUUGUAAAUGUAAUGGAAGAUCUGCAUUAGGGGAUUGCAGACUUUUGCUUGAAAUCCUCCUUGUGAGGAAAAAUCAUAAAUUUUUAUGAAGACAGGGUGGUUUAUUUAAAGAGAUUAUUCAAAGAACUGCAUACCAGAAUCUCUUCUGUGUUUUUUUUUAUUACAUAGGCUAUAUUUUGACUUUAUUCAUUAUCACAUAUAUAAAUAUAUACACACACAUACACAAUUAACAACUAAGUUAUUCAGGAGAAUGGCAAGAGGCAGACGACGACCACAUAAAUGUCAGUUUGACUUAGCGAUGUAGAUGCUUCAAGUCGAGGAUACCUAAUACUCUUGAUAUUUUUUUAACUGAAGUUCCUUCAGUUGGUAGCCCCACUUUUGUUGCAGAUAAACUGUACUGUAGUAUAAAAAAUUUUACUUCAAAGACGUGAAGGGAGGAGUUCUCACAGAUCAUCAGAGGAGUUUUUAGAAAACAAGGUGUGAAACAAGGUUUAGGUAACUAAUAUAACCACCUGAUGAUAGUUUUCUUUCCUGAAACUGAAGUAUCUGGAGUUUGGAAUAUGGAAAUAUUAGUGCCUUUACUCGAUCUCUUAUCUGGCAGAGUUUCCUUUGAGCUCAGCAUUCAUCUUGUCAGUAAUGGGGAAGGUAGAUGUGGAAUUAUUAAUAGAAAAUAAAAUUAUGUCAUUGUGAACCUCAAAGUGAAUCAGCCUAGAGAAAUUGAUUUCUGAAGGUGCCAAGGCACUUUCUAUAAUGCAACAUGCACAGCAUUCUAAGUGGUGAAUGCCAUAUUACAUAUUACGAGUUUGCUGUUACCUUUCUGCAUAUAUUGCAAACUCGAAAUUCUGAUGCGGUUUUCCAGGGUGGUAUUUUUUCAGAGUAUUGAAUUUACUAUGUAAUGAUUUAUAGUAUAGCUUUUAUACUCAAAUGUAAUAUUUUUAAAAUACACAUUUGUUCAGAAUAGAUGUAAAGUUAUGAUUAUACCAUAUGCUUACCUACACCUUGGGCUCACAUUGUGCCAAACUUAAACGUGCAAAUGUAAGUUUUAAAAAAAUAUUCGUGUGAAUGUGAAUCCUUGAACUUUGUUAUUUAUGUUCUGAAAAUUCAUUUUAACAGCCCUUGAAGCAAAUGUUCAGCUAUCCCAGUUUGCCCCAUUAAAAUCUUAAGUCAAGACCCUCAGCUGAUAAGCAGAGUGCUUAGAUGAAGGAACUAGGCAGAUACAAGAGAAUCUUCCAAUCAGAUAAACCUUGAAUUAUAAAAUAAUUAGAAGGGAGGAAUGAUGCCUUUGAGAGAGAACUACUUGUUAACUGCACCUCUUUGAAUUAAGUUCAUAGCCAGCACCCCCAAAAGGAUCGCAGUCACAUCUUGUGAUACAUUAUGAGGCUCACAGACAAUUAAGGUGGAAUCUUGGGGGAAAACCAUUUGCCUUUCAUUGUAUCUUUAGAAUGCCAAAGCGUAAUUGAACAACAUAAGGUUGUAGCUUAGGCUUAGUUAUAUCCCCUUGUUUAAUUUUUAAAAAUUGUUUCCUAUGAGAGUGAGCAUUUGAAAUGUAUUAAAAAGCCAGAUAGCAUUGUCUCACAGCCACCUUUUUCUUUCACACCAUAAGUGAUUUUUCUCUGACAAAAUCUUCUCUUUAUCUGCCUCAGUAAAAUAAAAGGAUUAAUGAACAUAAUUGAAAACAAUGUAGUAGGUCACCAUUCUGAGGCAGUCUUAUGCAUAUAAAAUAGUAAGUUUUUAUUAAAGCUUUAAGGACACAUCAGUAGGAAAAAAGAUUAAAUUUCAGUGCGUGUUAUAGAAGUGAUUUUGCACUCUGGUGGUAAAAUGAGCUUAUUUUGUUUUUAAAAAAUGUAAAUCAUUAUUUCUCUGGAAAAGCGAGACCUUAAACUCCUCUCUGUCAAAUAGGACUUUUUAAUUUCUUAUGCAAAUGAUAUGGUCUUGCAAGAGUAAAAAGUAUGCAACAGGAAAAUAGUGUAAAUUAUAUAAAUAGAGUACUUUUAUAGAUAUAGUUUAAGCCACAGAAACUACUCAAAAAAAGAAACACAUGGUUCCUCUAUUCAGAUUAAGUUUUAAAUUGUGUAAUUUCUAUGGUCAGAAUCUUCUCUAUUCUCUUUCCCCUGUGAAAUCUGGGAUUCAAAUUUAGCAGUCCCUCCCCUAAAAAGUACUGUAAAGUGAAUGUAUUCAUCUCAGUCAACAGAAUGCGAGUGACUGUUAAAUGUGGAGCUCGUUUUAGUAUUCAUUUGGCUUACUUAGCAGAGUGUGCUCAGUUGAAACUAAGACAGAGAAUGAAACAGGUUAUGGACAUGGAAGCACUGUAGUAGAACCAUGUGAGAAAAGAAUUCUAUCCAGAAUCGCCUGGACUUGGAAAUGUUUCAGGGAACAUUUGGAAUAUAAUUCUUAGUGUAUGUCUGUUCUCAAUAGAGUGCAUGCAAGACAGAAGUAAAAUUUUCAGUGUGGGAACUCCUACAUGCAUAUAAUCUUCAACUUUCCUGCCUGCUUUAUCUUCCUCCAAGUGCCUCAGCCUUUCACCUGCUUCCCCCAGCCUAUCUAGUCCCCAGACCAUCACCAGCCAUCUGCUUAGAGCCAUCAGCUCCUUCUUGUCUUCAUCCUUCCAGAAAAUGACUUUGUUCCAUUAAGCUUCUUAAAUCCCUUCGCCACCCAGAUAUCUUCUGUCUUCAGAUUUGUCCCACCACCCAGACUUUGUCCCAGAUGCCAUUUUUUGUCUUAGAAAGCACCAGACUAAACUUUCUGGACACUUCAGUAAUGUAUCCUGACCCUACAGAUCCCAACCUGCCAAUAUUUCUCUUCUCCUCUACCUCAUCUCUGAAGAGAGUAUUAAAUCAUGAGUGUCCAGCAUUUUUGUGGAUUUACUUUUUAAAGAGGUAACCAGUUAUUCAGGAGUACAAAAUUUCAGGUUGUAUAUUUUUUAAAAAAGAUUUUUAUCUUCUACUGAAGUGGGAAUCUUAUUCAUAUAUAACACAGAACUUGAAAUAUUUCAACAGUGCAGAAUUUUGAAGGGAUUUGAAGUCACCAUCCUUCCUGGGGUCAACAGUAGGGCAAAAACACUGACAUUUAUACAAGUCAUUAGAAUAGGAAGUUAAAUUUUCCCCCCAUUCAUCCAAUUUACUAUUAUCUUUUGGAGGUUCAAGAAAUCCCCAUCUUAAAAAAGUAUAUUGUUCCAAAAAUUCAUUUAUUAACUUGGUUGUGUGGAAUGGAAAACACUUCUCAUAGAAUUAUGGUGCUUAAGAUCUCAGGCUAUUUCACGAAAGAUUGCUUGACCCACGAUGUAAAAUAUACACAUGAAAUCAGAUGCAUAUUGUAUUAAAUAGACUUGUUUGAGCUAUCCUGGGAAUUCAUAUUCUCUCUCUCUCCUCUCCUAUCUUCUCUCUCCUCUCCUUCCUCUUAGAAAAAAAAUUAUACCAUUUUUCUAUGUGAAAAUGUGUUGUAUAGCUGGAAUGUAGUGCUCUUUGAAAUGUUUCUUCUCCAGCGAGGGCUUCAAGUGUCUUCAGGAAGUGUCAUCAACAAAGAUUCUUGCAUUUAGGGCUUCUGAAAAGAGUCUUGCUGCAGUAUAGACUAGCCAUUUGUGUGUGAAAUUCCUAGAUGAGGUAGUCUGGGGAGUGCAUGGAUAUUCAAUAAGCAAGCAUUUAUUUAUUAAAUGCCAGAUGUUAUGCUAGGCAGUAGGGGAUACAAAGAGAGAAACAAAACAGUCCCUGCCCUCAACGAACUUAGAGUUUUUCUUACAUGACUAUGUCUCACUUGCAGAUGAACAACAACCAACUUUUUGUAGUAUAGAUAAAACAUGAUCCAGGGGUAAUCUAUGGAUGUUAUUCAUUCUCAGUAAGGAAGAACUCACUUUGACAAAAGUCAGAUAAGUCAAUCAGAAAACAUUUAUUAAGCGCCUACUGUGUGCCCAGCACUGCACUAAGUGCAGACUUCAAGAGGCCAGGAACAAAUUGCUGGCCUAUUUAGGGAGAAAGAUUUAACAGUGACUAAGGAGCUUAUUUUUAUUAAAGCAAGUCAUAAGAUUUUAAACCUAUUAUGGAUGUCCCACCAAAAAGUACAGAUUGAAGAAAACAAAAGAACCCAUAUUGUUGGGAUUUUGAUUCCUUUUCAGUGCCUGUGGAAAUCCUGGAAAUAGGACAGAUUAUAAAAUGGCCUUUAGAACAAAUAACUAUUUUACAGCUCAUAGGACACUGAGCAUUUGAAAAACCUGAUGAUGAUGGUUUUAGUACUGAAAUUUUACUCAAAUGUUGGAGUUUCUUGUACUUGUCAACUUGAUUUCUUCAAGGUGAAUGCACAGCAGAGCAUAUAUAAGCACUACUUUUAUGGAGAAAGAUCUAUUUUCUAUAUUCCUAACAGGAAGUAUUACUUGUGAAGCCUGACGGGCUUUCCUGCACGUUAGGAAGCUUGCUAUUGAAGCUAGCUAGAGAUCCUUUCCUGAAUAAGGCUUCUUCAUAAACUUAGAAUUGCAUGUCAGAUUAAUUAGGCUAUGUUCUCCAUUUGGUUAAGAUGCCACAGUCAGGGAGAAGUAGGAGGUAGGGUGGAGAAGGAAUGACAGUUGGACAGCUAAGUGAACAAUUUUCUUUUGUAAUGUUGAGAAACAACUUCUUUGCUGAAUUUCACUGGUUCUGUCAAUUGUGUAAGUUAAGUGUUUAGUGAUGUUCUCAAAUGAAAAUAGGCUGGACUUUUGUUCAGGACAAAAUCAUUUUGUUUUGUGGUCACAAGAGAAAAAUGUGAUUUUCCCUCCUACCCCGCUCUGCUUUCUGUUGUUUCACAUUUCCUUAUUCCCUAUGCUACCCAAAAUAGGACAGUUACAGAAAGCAAACUACAUGGUGGUUAGGAAUUUUCCUUAUGCUAAUAGGACAGGCAAUCCACACACAGUCUAUACAAGGCAAAGAAACGAGUCUUGUAAACCUGGGCUGCUGCCUCAAUACUUGGAUUAACCUCUUAAAAACCUGAUAAUACUUUUCCUGAUCAUGGUAGAACUGGAUGUAUCCUGUAGCUUGUGAUAGCAUUUGAACUUGAAAUUCCUCUUGUUACUGAUUUUGCUGGACCAGCUACAAUAAUGAAUGUAUAUAUUAAGACUUUGUAGCUGAUAUGCAAAUCAAAAUCAGAUUGCCAACUUCUUGACUUUUGGUAUUAGACAUGGUUUUAUCCAGAAGUUGUGAGCAAUAGAUGUAGCAUGCUGUGAACGUCUAUUAUCUUAUAUUCUUUAAUUCAUCAGUAUUAAUACAAAUUAUCUUUUGUGUUCCUUGGUACUUUUUAUCCAAUGUAAUCAGAAGCUGUGAUGUUUUUGCCUUUGUAGUCCUGUGCUUUGUUACUGUAAUGUUUAAAUUUCUUUUUAUGAAGCACGUGACUUUGGGCUAAUGUGAGGCAGAUGGUGUGAUCCUUAAGACUGCCAUAGUGUACUACAUAAGGUUUCAAAUUAGAAUAAGCUUUUAACAAAUAGACCAUUGAUGCAAUUUAGGAUUCACACAUUCGGUGUCAAACAUCAGUCUUAUAUUUAUAGUUUUAAUUCCAAAAGUAGCAAACUUGAUAAACGGCCACUUUCAAGUUGCCCUUGCUAAAAACAAGCCCCGCUAUCCGUAUAUAAAGUCUAAUGUAGUAGUUAAUGAUAUGCCUUUACAAAACCUGUGCCCACUACAUGAGUCAGCGGUUAAGACAUUUUCUUAGGGGAACCAUGAGAGCUUUUUGCAUUACUAGUUGUUUUUUUUUCUUAUGUUGCUGUUUUUGUAACUGACUAUAAACUGACAUGAACAGAUCAGUUGGAGUAUAAUAUUCUAGUGCUUUUAGUCUGAAUUUCUUUGGGGGAGAAUGGUAAUAUUAUUUGACCAGAUGCAGAAGGAACUGUUAGUGAGAGUCGAGACAAACAACAUUUUAAAUAAAGGAAUUGUGUAUUAACAUGUUAACAACAAUUCAUAAAUCUGCACUUUUUAUGACAUUUUGAAAUUCUAUUUAUAGGUACGGAACAAUGGGGUUUGUUAAACUGUAUCACAUUUAUACUUGCUGAAAUUUCUUUCAUUGUUAUUAGUAGGAAUUUUAUUGGUUCAAUAAAAUUGGCAAAACCAACCUC
This is a messenger RNA of Trichosurus vulpecula (common brushtail), 9546 nucleotides long. RefSeq names its product sestrin 3 (gene SESN3). The record is from RefSeq and is a predicted model, not a curated record. The transcript has 10 exons. Bases 252 to 1706 code for a protein of 484 amino acids. Gene Ontology annotation, biological process: regulation of response to reactive oxygen species; cellular response to leucine starvation; positive regulation of macroautophagy. Gene Ontology annotation, molecular function: oxidoreductase activity, acting on peroxide as acceptor; L-leucine binding. Lineage: Eukaryota; Metazoa; Chordata; Mammalia; Diprotodontia; Phalangeridae. Gene Ontology annotation, cellular component: nucleus.